CGUGACAUCCCAAAAAACGGCUGCGGGGGAGACUACGUCAAGGGUCAUCGUUAAGGCUAUGCCUGGUGUACGUUUACAAUUUAACAUUAGCAUAAAACGUAAUAUUUAAACUUGGUGAAUAAUUUGACCAGCACAGAACGCAUCACUUCACUACCCAUGGCCUUUGGAGUGUUUGGAAACCUUCUUCGAUUACGGAGACUAAAGAGAUUUGGCAAGCUAUCAGUUUUCGUGCUUUUAACCUUUUCAAUCUCGUAUUUCGUCUUCAUCUUUCCUAAACACGGUCAAAAUGAUGGUGGCGGCGCUAGUGGUAGACACCAAGAAGCACGUGUGCGCGUACAUUUAGAUGGCGACAUUGAGCCCAGGUUAAAUGUUCGCAUUUGGCGAUCGGUGUGUGGUCCGAAUUUGGCGAAUUUACGACGGUCGCCGUUUUUUCCACGUUACCCCGAUGAGGAAAAGUUAAUGACAACUGACUUAUUUCAGAUUGAAGACGGCAGAGCGGAUUAUGGACAGCAACUUUUCGGGUAUUUACACCCGGCAAAGAGUGGAUCAUACCGCUUUGCGAUAGCCUCCGACGAUUCAUCAGAGUUGUGGCUCAGUCCAAGUGAAUUUCCCGAAGAGAAAUUAAUGAUUGCCGGUGUGUUUACCAAUGAAAGUGCAGCGUGGACGCAAAAGAACCAACUGGAUAAAUAUCCUGAACAACGUUCGAAUGACGUGAAACUUCGCGGAGGAAAACGCUAUUACAUCGAAGUAAUUCAUAAACAAGGUUCUGGCGACGGAUUUGAGCAAGUUUUUUGGAAACGGUCUAGCGGUGCAGAUUUCAAAGUGAUCAGUUCCGAAUACCUAUCGAGGUAUUCGAACCGAUCGAACAACACCCAGGUUACGGGGAAAAAAGAGUCGGCCCAUACCGUGCUUUCAGUGCAGUAUCACCAUGAAUACAAACUGAAAUCCAACAGAACAAGCAAUGAAUACCGGAAGUUCUAUUCACUGCCUUUGAUUCCCAAAGAUAGUUAUCUACCAACAUGUGAUUACAAGACAAGUUUUGUGUCAAGUGACAACAUCUAUCGGUACGAAGGUCAGAAAUUGGUUUCUGAAUCGAAUGUUUUCCCUGAUGAUGACACAAGCAUGGGCGAUCCGGGCUUUGUUUGGAACCGGCACAACCGUUUUGCCGAUAAAGAAGUGAUUCACUCGGUUGUGAAUAAAAUGGUGACUUCUCUUCGUCAAAGCACCUCCAAGGAUUUCUUUUUAAAGAGAAUCCACAAAGUUACGCAGAAGUCUGAUCCAGUUUAUGGUGAUCGCUUCUCUGUCGACGUGGAAGUUGGUUUACAGCAUAGCAUGAAAUCAUUUCGCUUGUCAGAGCACGUCUAUCAGAAGAAGGGAAGUGACAAGUUGUGUUUUCCAGAAGGAAUCAACUGGAACAGCACAGCUACGGUGUACUUCAUACUUCCUGUCAAAGACCAAGGACGAUGGGUCAAUCAUUUUAUCAAUGAACUCACUGUUGCCAGCUUAUUAACCGGUGAUACGAACUUCCACGUCAUCGUUGUGGACUUUGAAAGUCAGGAUAUCGACAUGGACAAAGCGUUUAACACUCCUCUGUUCCGCAGCAGACACACCAUUGUUAACAUGACGGGUAAAUUUUACAAGACACUCGCGCUAAACGAAGCUGUCGCGCGUGUUCCAAGCGAACAUGAUCUACUGUUUCUGUACGAUCUUCACAUCGAUGUUCCUGUGGACAUCAUGGACAGCGUCAGAAAGAAUACUAUUGAGGGACGAAUUGCUUAUUUCCCUGUGGUUGGUCGCCUCAACUGCGAGAGUACGUAUGCGGAUCACAGGGGCUUCUGGCAAAUGAAUGGUUUUGGCUUGCUUAGUAUAUACAAGUCUGACUGGACAAAGUUUGGUGGAAUGAACGCCAAGGAAUUCAGAUACAAAUGGGGCGGGGAGGACUGGGAUCUACUUGACCGAGUAUUGAACGCCAAGUUGGAAGUGGAACGGAUCAAGUACCCAGGCCUCUAUCAUCAUUAUCACAACAAAGAAAAGAUUUGGAGUUAACGUACUGUGCAACCGCGCCUGGAUCGUUUGGAAGCUUCUGUGGACUACGCACCUCUCAUACCAUCUCCCCGUUGUCACUUAUUCCGCGGAACAAUAAAUUUGGGUGUCCAAUCACUUAAAUGAUUUCAACGAGCAUCAAAUUUGACUGAUGUGGAGCUGUUGUGAGGUAUGAAGACGUGUUUGCUGGCGAACAUGGUCUUGGGGAGAAAAUUAAUGAGCAAUGAACAACAAACAUACCAAUUGGAAAUAUAAGUUAAUGGAAAUCCAAAAACGAUUUUGAAUUACUGUAAAUUGUGCGCGUAUAAAAUAUUUAUCACUAUGUCAUGAAAACUUGCCAGGACCGGAAGAAAAAGAAAUCACGGACCUAUUUGUGGUGUUUGCCUACCUGGAGUGUCUCAAGGUAAUCAACUCGACUUGCCGUUGCGGAGAAACAGAACCGCACCUUGUGAUAGAUCUCCGAGACAAGAGAUAGUCCGGGGGACGAACUUCAGGCUGAGCGAGGUGUAUACAAUAAAGCAGAGGGCAAAUGCACUACAGUUCGUUAAAGGAGCUGAGUUACGUCAUUUUCAGUUAAAAAUAGUACUUUGCUAAGAUAGAAAAACACCAAACAGAUAGGAACAAACCAUAAAGGAACAAGGAUGGUUAAGGAUGGAGAAGAUUAAAACGGAUUAAAAGCGACGAACUUGUAAAUUUAGGGUCGAUUUUUCAAGAUGUACAAACCGUGACAUAGCUCCUUAAACGACUUGCUGAAAACGAAUUCCGUGCUCAGUCAAAAAAAAA
Molecule: messenger RNA, 2826 nt
Organism: Orbicella faveolata
Lineage: Eukaryota; Metazoa; Cnidaria; Anthozoa; Scleractinia; Merulinidae
Product: beta-1,4-N-acetylgalactosaminyltransferase 3-like
Cellular component (GO): Golgi cisterna membrane
Molecular function (GO): acetylgalactosaminyltransferase activity
Source: RefSeq, a predicted model, not a curated record